Messenger RNA from Henningerozyma blattae CBS 6284, 2295 nucleotides. RefSeq lists its product as uncharacterized. The coding region runs from base 1 to 2295 and encodes 764 amino acids. NCBI's taxonomy places the organism in Eukaryota, Fungi, Ascomycota, Saccharomycetes, Saccharomycetales, Saccharomycetaceae. Gene Ontology annotation, cellular component: ribonucleoprotein complex; cytosol; nucleus. The record is from RefSeq and is a predicted model, not a curated record. The transcript has a single exon. Gene Ontology annotation, molecular function: poly(U) RNA binding; poly(A) binding; mRNA 3'-UTR binding.
AUGUUUGAUCCAAAUGAAAAAAAGAAAUAUUUUUCUUCUAAGAAAAACAAAAAUAAUGGUGAAGAGGAAAUUCUGAAAAAUAUUCCUUUCAAUGUUAAUUCCGGACGAAAUAAUUCAUAUCAAUCAAAUUUUGAACAUUUGAAUAAUGAUACAUUUAACGUAGAACCCUUUACGAAUCAAAUUAAUUCUCAAGAUUUCAAAAACGGUUUUAACUAUAGUCAAAAAUUCUCCAAAUUUGAUAAUGAUAGCUCCCAUAAAAGGAAAAAUUAUGAAUAUUUUAAAAAUAAUUAUAAAACUGAGAAUCCAAAUAGCUUUAUCCUUGAAGAUAUUUACGAGAAAACUGAUUAUUUAAUUGGCCAAAAUUUAAACGAAAACAAUUGGAUAGAUUCGAACAAUUGGCAUUCUACAAAGAUUAAAAAUAAAUUAUUAAAGAAUGGAACACUAACUUCAGUUCCACAUAAUUUCUCAAGUUCAAAUACCAAUACACUCUCCAGUUCAUAUUCAAAUACGAAUAGUGAUAACACUGGUAUCAAUUCAAAAUAUACGUUAGAUACCAAUACACACUCCAAAACGGAUUCUGAUUCGAAUUCGAAUUCAAACACACUUUCAAUUGGCAGCUUUGAUAAUUUUGUUAAAAUUGAUAAUAAGAAUAUUGAUAAUUCCAAUAACGUUAUAAAAAUGAAAAAUAUAACAAAUUUUGAGAAAUGUACAGCUCUAUUUAUAAAAAACCUAGAUUCAAUAAUAACUGAGAAAGAUUUGAACACUUAUUUUAAAAAAUAUGUUUCAUUUGUUUCUUCUAAGCUAUGUAAAGAUUCCAAGACUCAAAACUCUUUAGGAUAUGGGUAUUUAAAUUUUAAGGAUAAUUUUGAAAUUGAAAAGAUAAUUGAUGAAAACUGUUACAAAAAAAAUAUCUUUAAUAAUAAAAAAGAAAUUAUUAUUAUGCCAUCAAUUAGAGAUAAAACAUCUCUACAGAAUUUCGGAACAAAUGUAUUUUUUAAGAACUUACCAACAGAAAAUCCUUUGCUAACAACAAGAUUCUUUUAUGAUUAUUUUAAAAAAUUUGGUAAAAUUAUUUCAUGUAAGAUUGAAUUUGAAAAAAAAAUUGGUUUUAUUUUCUUUAAGAAAGAAACAGAUGCAAAAAAUGCAAUUGAACAAUCAAAUGGUCAAAAGUUUUUGAAUGACGUGAUUUACUGUAAUAUCCAUUUUAAUAAAAUUAUAAGAAAUUUAAAAUUUGAACAAAAUAUAGUUAAAAAUCCCGUUCCUAAUGAAAUUAGACAUAAUUUGACUAUUGAACCCAAAUUAACACCCAUUAAAAACACUAUCCAUAUUUCAAAUUUACCAAAUUAUAUACUGAAAAAGGAUAUUUUACGGUUUAUGCCAAAAUCGGUAGAUAAGAAAGAUAUAAUUGUUAAGACACAAGAUAAAACCACAAAUUUAAGAGAAGUAUUUAUAAAAUUCAAUGAUUUGAAUGAUUCUACAGUAACAUUCGGUAAAUUAAAAGACUGUGAAUUCGAAGGGAAAACAUUAACUGUAGAUUUAAUAUCUUUCCCUAAGACUUUAGAAAAAUUAGCAAACGCAUCAUCACCAGCAAAACUAAGGGUAUAUUUAGAAAAUCUAAGCGUUGUUUGCAAUCCGGAGUUUUUGAAGUAUUUGACAGUGCAAGAAAAAAUUGAUGUGAAAGAUAUAAUAAUUACAUCCUAUAUUCAAGAUCCCUUAACCUUUUUUGGCUAUAUAUCAUGCAAAGAAAGUAAGGAUGCAUUGAAAUUAUAUAAAUUUCUCAAAGGCAGAUUAGUUGGUGGUAGUAUUAUUAAUACCUCUUGGGAAUCACAUGAACCUUUAAAUGCAAUUAAAAUAGAAGUGAAUAAAGAUGAAAAUAUAAGCGAAAUUAAAACUAGUACAAACUCUGAAGCCAAAGCUUCUGAGGAAAAUAGUAAUGUCCUUAAAAGACCUAUGGAUCCAACUAAUGUUAAAGUAUAUCCAGAUUAUAUUAUUUGUCUCAAGAAAUUUUCACCGCCAAAAAUACCUUAUUACUCAGAAUUUAAAACAAGAAGACAAAUUAUUGAUCAACUGAAAAAGAAAAUUAGGGAAAAAAUUGAAUUUAUUAAGUUUCCAUUUGCUACAAGAGAGGAAAAUCUAACUUGUAUCGCAGAAUUUAUAUUUGAUAUUUAUUGGAAUGGGGACGGAAAGAAUAUUCUACUAUUCUUAAAUCAAGUAAAAUAUAUUCCUCAAACUAGACAAUUAUUCCUUCAACAGAUUGAAGAGGCAGCAAGUGUUUUAGGAUUUGGAAGAACUUAG